GUUUGUUUAUCUGAACAGGAAACAUGGCGGCUGCCGGGGCUGGGAAGGUGGCGGGCACAGUUGUCGGAGCUGUAGUAAAACCAAUCUUCAGUCGGGAUUUGGCUGAAGCCAAACGGCACGUGAGAGAAUUAUAUAGAACUUGGUACCGCGAAAUCCCAAAUACUGUGCAUACGUACCAGCUGGAGAUUACAGUGAAACAGGGGCGUGAUAAAGUACGAGAGUUGUUCAUGAAAAAUGCCCAUGUUACAGAUCCCAGAAUUAUUGAUUUGCUUGUUAUUAAGGGAAAAAUGGAAUUCCAAGAAACAAUCAAUGUGUGGAAACAAAAGACCCAUAUAAUGAGAUUUUUUCAUGAGACAGAAACACCACAACCCACGGAUUUCCUAUCCAAGUUCUACAAGGGCCACGAUCCUUGAACUAAAUCAUCAAUAGAGAAUAAUGACUCUAUUUCUGUUCCAAAUAAAUGCCUUUAUCUUACUAUUCUUCAGCAAGAAAGUAUUCAAGUAGGCAUGCAUUAUUUAUAUUGAUUCUGAGUAACUGGUGCUAUUUCAUCCUGGAUUCAUUUUGCAAAAUCUACUUUACUAUAGUUAAGUAUAUUGUAUCACUUCCACAGCAAUUAAUGUCUUAAAUAAUAUAUAACACUGCAAUCUAAAAA
Crotalus tigris (Tiger rattlesnake) is the source of this 652-nucleotide messenger RNA. RefSeq names its product NADH:ubiquinone oxidoreductase subunit A6 (gene NDUFA6). Bases 24 to 413 code for a protein of 129 amino acids. The transcript is spliced from 3 exons. NCBI's taxonomy places the organism in Eukaryota, Metazoa, Chordata, Lepidosauria, Squamata, Viperidae. Gene Ontology annotation, biological process: response to oxidative stress. The record is from RefSeq and is a predicted model, not a curated record.